This is a messenger RNA of Arabis nemorensis, 270 nucleotides long. The record is from the annotation of a GenBank genome assembly. Lineage: Eukaryota; Viridiplantae; Streptophyta; Magnoliopsida; Brassicales; Brassicaceae.
AUGUCUCAGACUAACUGGGAAGCUGAUAAAAUGUUGGAUGUCUAUAUCCAUGAUUAUCUGGUUAAAAGAGAUUUAAAAGCUACAGCUCAGGCUUUCCAAGCUGAAGGAAAAGUGUCAUCCGAUCCAGUCGCUAUUGAUGCACCUGGCGGAUUUUUGUUUGAGUGGUGGUCUGUCUUCUGGGAUAUAUUUAUUGCUAGGACUAAUGAGAAGCAUUCCGAGGUUGCUGCAUCAUACAUUGAGGUCUCUUUCGUUGCUUACCCGCACCACUAG